UAUAUCUGCUUUAUGCACUCAAGCAGAGAAGAAAUCCACAAAGACUCACCAGUCUCCUGGUCUGCAGAGAAGACAGAAACAACAUGAGCACAGCAGGAAAAGUCAUCAAAUGCAAAGCAGCUGUGCUAUGGGAGGUAAAGAAACCCUUUUCCAUUGAGGAUGUGGAGGUUGCACCUCCUAAGGCUUAUGAAGUUCGCAUUAAGAUGGUGACUGUAGGAAUCUGUGGCACAGAUGACCACGUGGUUAGUGGUACCAUGGUGACCCCACUUCCUGUGAUUUUAGGCCAUGAGGCAGCCGGCAUCGUGGAAAGUGUUGGAGAAGGGGUGACUACAGUCAAACCAGGUGAUAAAGUCAUCCCACUCGCUAUUCCUCAGUGUGGAAAAUGCAGAAUUUGUAAAAACCCAGAAAGGAACUGCUGCUUGAAAAACGAUGUGAGCAAUCCUCGGGGGACCCUGCAGGAUGGCACCAGCAGGUUCCCCUGCAGGGGGAAGCCCAUCCACCACUUCCUCGGUGUCAGCACCUUCUCCCAAUACACGGUGGUGGAUGAGAAUGCAGUAGCCAAAAUUGACGCAGCCUCACCCAUGGAGAAAGUCUGUCUCAUUGGCUGUGGAUUUUCAACUGGUUAUGGGUCUGCAGUCAAAGUUGCCAAGGUCACUCCAGGCUCUACCUGUGCUGUGUUUGGCCUGGGAGGGGUCGGCCUAUCUGCUGUUAUGGGCUGUAAAGCAGCUGGAGCAGCCAGAAUCAUUGCGGUGGACAUCAACAAGGACAAAUUUGCAAAGGCCAAAGAGUUGGGUGCCACUGAAUGCAUCAACCCUCAAGACUACAAGAAACCCAUCCAGGAGGUGCUAAAGGAAAUGACUGAUGGAGGUGUGGAUUUUUCAUUUGAAGUCAUCGGUCGGCUUGAUACCAUGGUAUGUACCAUGAUAUGUCCUGAGAUUUCUGCCUCUGCAACCUGGAAGAUGCAUUUAGGCAGCAAAAGCUUUAAGAGUAAAGAAGAUAUCCCAAAACUUGUGACUGAUUUUAUGGCUAAGAAGUUUUCACUGGAUGCUUUAAUAACCCAUGUUUUACCUUUUGAAAAAAUAAAUGAAGGCUUUGACCUGCUUCGCUCUGGGAAAAGUAUCCGUACCAUCCUGACCUUUUGAAACAAUAGAGAUGCCUUCCCUUGUAGCAGUCUUCAGCCUCCUCUACCCUACAUGAUCUGGAGCAACAGCUGGGAAAUAUCAUAAUUCUGCUCUUCAGAGAUAUUUUCAAUAAAUUACACAUGGGGACUUUCCAGAGAAAUGGAAAUUGAUGGGAAAUUAUUUUUCAAGCAAAAAUUUAAAAUUCAAGUGAGAAUUAAAUAAAGUGUUGAACAUCAGCUGGGGAAUUGAAGCCAAUAAACUGUCCUUCU
Cercocebus atys (sooty mangabey) is the source of this 1390-nucleotide messenger RNA. Its product is annotated as alcohol dehydrogenase 1A-like. The transcript has 8 exons. Gene Ontology annotation, molecular function: all-trans-retinol dehydrogenase (NAD+) activity; zinc ion binding. Gene Ontology annotation, biological process: retinol metabolic process; retinoic acid metabolic process. Gene Ontology annotation, cellular component: cytosol. The record is from RefSeq and is a predicted model, not a curated record. Lineage: Eukaryota; Metazoa; Chordata; Mammalia; Primates; Cercopithecidae. The coding region runs from base 84 to 1142 and encodes 352 amino acids.